Paramecium pentaurelia is the source of this 220-nucleotide messenger RNA. Lineage: Eukaryota; Ciliophora; Oligohymenophorea; Peniculida; Parameciidae. The record is from the annotation of a GenBank genome assembly.
AUGGAAGAAAGGUAUAGUUUGAAUUUCUAAAGGUAGAAUAAAAUUAAAAUUGGCAAUUCUAUAGAUUCAAAAACAUUAUACAUUCGAUGAAGUAUUGUUUUUGGAAAGAGCGAAAGGAGUAGACAAAGAUUAUUACAUAGCGAAGGUAAUUCAAUAUCAAGAAUAAUACAAGUUUCCAUUGAAAAAAUUCUAUCGGAGGUAUUCAAUCUAAGAAGAAUGA